This is a messenger RNA of Mizuhopecten yessoensis (Yesso scallop), 4510 nucleotides long. Its product is annotated as transmembrane channel-like protein 7. Gene Ontology annotation, molecular function: mechanosensitive monoatomic ion channel activity. Lineage: Eukaryota; Metazoa; Mollusca; Bivalvia; Pectinida; Pectinidae. The transcript has 19 exons. The record is from RefSeq and is a predicted model, not a curated record. Bases 396 to 2813 code for a protein of 805 amino acids. Gene Ontology annotation, cellular component: plasma membrane.
UCCACACAUGCAAAUACCAAGAGGCUGUAAACGUUUGAAUACCAGGGUGAUCAAAUUAUCGUGUACAUGGAAAGGAUUGGUUCCUCAAAAUAGGCAUUGGGGGUGUCAGCUGCUUAUAGAGCUAUAGUGGCGCAGUUACUUAGCAUAUACUCUCACAUGUGCAGCACACCUGUACAACGUACAUAUUACUUGUAUACAUCAGAGGCUUAAAUGUGUGAUAUGACUUGUGAGGCAUCAGUCUCUGCUAUAUACUUCAUUAUGGUAACAUUUUAAUUAUGUGAAUCAGAUAUCAGAUAUGGAAGUUUGAUGAGUACAGGUGGUGAAUAAAUUACCUGUGGAUUUUUACCUGGUGUAUACAAACAUCUGUAGAAUCAGCACACCAGAAACAAGAAAACAUGGACAGGAGACAAGACUUUACAGGAGUAGCUAUAGAUCCUACAUUUCAUGUAAACAGUCAACAAGAUGCAGAUGGCAGCAGAUACAGGUCCGAUAAUGGUGACUUUGAAAGUCAUAUGGGGCAUCCAAACUCACGUUAUUCUAGCAGUGAAGGGGGAGCUACACUGGUACGAAGACGAAAGUCGUCGCGUCAUCACGGUCAAGAUGGUCAAUAUGAAGACUGGGAUGAGGAGGAGUCCAACAUGUUACCAAGUCUACGAUUUCAACAACGUUCUCGUACAAAAUCCCUGAAACAACGACAUAAGGAACUUCAAGAUGAGCAUGUACAAAGUCAGAAUAAUAAACCACAGACACUGCGGGAACGGUAUGCUGAGAUGAAGGAGCGAGAGGAAGUGACAGCUGGCAAUUUGGCUAGCUUGAUGAGGGCCAGACGUGGGACAGACUUUAAGUUAAUGAGGGACUCCACUCUCAACAAGAUGAACAGAUCUAGAAUGCUCAAGGGCACGGAAUCCAAGAUGUGGCACAAGCUGAAAAGACAAAGUAAAGAAGUCCUACAGCACUUUACCAUAUGGCUGAGUGUGUUCAAAGAAAUUGAAGGCUCAUACGGGACAGCCAUUAUGACUUACUUUCGCUUCAUAAAGUGGCUAAUGUUUCUCAACCUCUACAUCAUGAUAAUAAUGUUUGGGGUGAUCACAGUGCCACACCUAGCCCUAGGGCCCUAUGAAUUUCAGGAAUCUGUGAGCCCUGAGGUUGGGGGAUACCUAGAAUCUGUCAACUGUACACUGGACUACAUUGACUAUAACAUCAACUACACAAACUCAGAGUCCACGUUCGAGAAGGUCCUUGAUGUUCUACAGGGAACAGGUUGGAUGGAGAGGAAGCUGUUGUUUUAUGGAGUGUACUUCAACAAGACCUACAGUGUAGGAGAUGAUACAGAGGUCUACAAUAUGAGCCUAGCCUAUCUGCUGGCUGUGGGGGCUAGCUUCAUCAUCAGCUUCCUUCUUCUAGUAAAAAAUUCUGCCAAGAACGUGAAAGUGACCCUUGGAAUAGAGAAGACUGUAGCUCGGUACUGUAACAAAGUGUUUGGUGGCUGGGAUUAUUGUAUCAAGGAAGACCGGGGUGCAAACAUCAAAAGGGCAAACCUUAAGACUGAUAUAAAGGCUGACCUUCAGGAGCAGAGUCUCAAACUGAAGCUGUCCAAGCAGACGAUGAAGGACAAGUGCCAGCUGUACAUGAUUCGUUUGGUGAUCAACAUCCUAGUGCUUGCUCUCCUGGGGGGCGCCUGCUACCUUAUCGCCUUCACCACAGAGAAGAUGUUGGACUUAUUAAAGAAGGACCUGUCGGACAUCCUGGCCCUUUUUGUUCAGUAUGUGCCUUACAUAACCAUCACAGCUCUCAACCUUAUCCUCCCCAUUGUCUUCCAAAAGCUGGUUCAGUUUGAGCGAUACUUCCAUGAAAAUGAGAUCAAGAUCACAUUGACUAGAUCCAUAUUAUUGCGACUGGCCUCCCCAAUAGUUCUGAUAGCCAUCUUGUAUCAGCAACUGAUCGGGGUGGGUGGGGAAGAGGAUCUGGGGCGAUGUGGCAAUACUCGCUGGUCAACCAGCUCUGGAGGGACUGUCAAAGGCAGCGUCAAGUGUUGGGAGACCUAUGUUGGACAGCAGAUCUACAAGCUGGUAUUGUUAGACCUGAUUGUGGAGACCGGCAUCGUCAUAUUUGUACACCUACCCCGCAGAUUGGUAUUUAAUAGAUUUAGUUCAACAAGUAAGCUUAUCAAAAUUAUUGGAGCCCAGGAGUUCAGCGUUCCCAUCAAUGUGGUGGAUAUUAUCUACAGUCAGAUUCUCUGCUGGUUGGGUCUGUUCUUUAGUCCCAUCAUUCCAUUCAUGACGUUUGUCAAGUGCUUCCUCUUCUUCUAUAUCAGAAAGUUUUCCCUAACUAACAGCCGUAUAGAAGAUCGUCCCUUUAAGACGUCACGCUCCAACUCCCUGUUCAUGACCGUACUACUGCUGUCCUUUAUACUGGCUGCACUCCCCAUCGGUUACAUGAUUGGAACCAUCGCUCCUAGUCAGAGUUGUGGGCCUUUCCGAGUGUACAACAGCACCGAAAGUGUCAUGUUUGAUACUAUUACCAGCACCGUACAAAGAUGGCCGCCAGUGGCUCGUGACAUUUUCUACUUCCUGGGUACUGCAGGUUUUCUGGUUCCCCUUAUCAUCAUUCUGUGUCUCAUAAUGUAUUACUACUGGCUUCUUGGAUCAGGCUACAAGAGGACAGAAAAAUUGCUUCAGCAACAACUAGUUCUGGAGGGACGGGACAAAAACUAUCUCCUGGGACGAGUUAAAGAGUAUCAGCUCCUGCAGCCAAGGGAAGAUUCUGAGGAUGUGUUUGAUUUUCGACAGACUGAUGUACUAGCAGGCACCUAACAAUUGUAUUGACUCUGUGUUCUGUUAAAGGAGCAGUCUCAAAUAUACUCAGGGUAGGGUAAGAAUCGAGGUUACCUCACAUCUCCUGUCUACAAUUCUACCUAUACUUGUCUCAAUGCAACUUCUUCUGUUAUGUUGAAGGAUCUACAUUGAGUAUCAUAGGUGGUGUUAUUACUGUAGGCCACCUGGAAAGGAUUGGGGUUGUAGUACAACAUAUAAAGGUGUGCCUAUAAUUAAAUGUAUAGAGAUUAAUAUAAUUAAAUGUAUAGAGAUUUAUACUACAACAGGUGUCGGUGUGAAAGGUUUCUGUACAUAGUACAGUACAUUGUAUGUAGUAAAAGAGCUCAGAAACAAUACCUGUCAAGUAAGACCAGGUUGUUAUGUAUGCACACUCAUAAUGAUAAUUACAUAACAUAACCCAGUGCUACUCGGAGCUUACAUGUUAUUAAAUAUCAUUUGGUUCCCAUAGUAAGAUUCCAUUCACAUUCCCCUUGUAUCUUUUCAAUGACGGGAUCAGAAAGAGACCUGUUUGGCAUGCUUAAAAAACGUGCCAAUCAAAACCCUCAGUUAUUUCUGAUGUAGGCCAUUCUACAGCGAUUGGCUGUUGAAUAUUUCAUCAAUUGAAAUUAUGCUAUGAAAUUUAUGAUUAUCUAAUAUCAACAUGUCACUUGUUGUUAUACAUGUAUGGUGUCAACACUAAUUACAUGGUGUCACCACUAAUUACAUGGUGUUACCACUGGUUACAUGGUGUUACCACUGGUUACAUGUCACCACUAAUUACAUGGUGUUACCACUGGUUACAUGGUGUUACCACUGGUUACAUGCCACCACUAAUUACAUGGUGUUACCACUAGUUACAUGUCACCACUAAUUACAUGGUGUCACCACUAAUUACAUGGUGUAACCACUUGUUACAUGUCACCACUAAUUACAUGGUCUUACCACUGGUUCUAUGUCACCACUAAUUACAUGGUGUUACCACUGGUUACAUGUCACCACUCAUGUACAUGGUGUUACCACUGGUUACAUGUCACCACUAAUUACAUGGUGUUACCAAUGGUUACAUGUCACCACUAGUAACAUAGUGUGUUUCAUAUUACUGUCACUGAUCCAACACUUGUGUUUAUAAUGCCAUGUUAUAUAUGUGUAAUAUACAAAAGGACAUUUAUCUCAAAAUAUUUUUCAUAAUUUUGUUGUCCUUUUCAUUCUGUGAAACAAGACAAAGAAAGGUAGAGGACAGUUUUGCAAACUUGUUUUUAUGGAAAUAUAAUUAGAGUUAAAAUACACAUAAAUUUUGAAAAAUUCAACAAAAUAUAAAUAUAUAAUUAGAAUUGAAAAGAACUGUUUAUUCCAGAUAAAAGCCAAAGAUACUCAGAAUAUUACCGGCUAUAUAUGUAAUGUAAAACAUUGGAUCCUAUUUAAUGGUAGUCAGAUCACAGGAAAAUGAAUAUCCUUAUAAACAUGUUAGAAGUCAUGUUUGAUUGAUUGAUUGAUUGAUUGAUAGGUUUUACGUCCGCUUCACUACCGAGUUCGGUAAUCCAGCAGACGAAUAGUCAUGUCAUAGGAAACUGUUUAUGAACUUUCUACGGUUCUUUGAGGGGCAUUGGUUAGUCUGCAGUUCUGGUGUUGAUGAACCUCUUCUCACAAAGAGACAGUACAUGUGUUAUUUUUUACUUCCAAAUGUAUAUUUAUAUGUU